Suillus plorans is the source of this 705-nucleotide messenger RNA. RefSeq lists its product as uncharacterized. The record is from RefSeq and is a predicted model, not a curated record. The transcript has 4 exons. The annotation marks the transcript as partial. Lineage: Eukaryota; Fungi; Basidiomycota; Agaricomycetes; Boletales; Suillaceae.
AAACACCGUAGUGACCAACGGACACGAGAAGCACACUACACCAAUAUGCACGCUUCAUGGCGCUUGCAGCUGCCUGCACUGACAAAUGCGUAUCUCACUUGGAAGCAUAACAGUUCGCUCAAUGUCGCUCAAACUUCGGCUCACAAGUUCCAGGUCACAGCGGUGCAUGUCUUUGAACUAGACUACUUUCAUGAUAUCACACAACAGCACGAAGAAGUCGCGAAUGUGUCUCUAUUGCAUGUGGGUCUACUCGGCUGCUCUCCUACUGCACCAACUGUUGCAAUUAGCCUGCAAUGUCUUGAGCUCUAUCAUCAGCUUCGACGACGGCAAUCUUCAUUCAGCAUCCAGGCAUUCACAAAGGUCUUGUGCGCAAUACAUAAUGUCAAUUACACGCAAACAUUCCGUGAUCAAUUUUCGAUCACAUUCAAUAUCUAUCUCACAAUACUUCGUAGUGUUUGGUCUCAAGUGGACAUGGCACUCGGCCGCACAGAUCCUGACUGGCGCCUUCGACAUGGUUGUCCGCCGUGCACGUUUGAGGUCAGUCAACCUAAUGAAUGUCCGCUGUAUCCUACCAGUCUCAAAGCAAUGGAUGGGAACAAUUCUGCAAAACACAUGGCAAAUGCUGGCAGUGCCGACCUCCGCAUCUUUCCCAGCAGAUACAUGAUUCCCCCGGAUCAAGUUGAUGUGUUCAAGGAUGACAUACGA